AUGAUAACCAAAUACAUCACCGGCGUAACAACCACCUUCUCCCCCUUCAACCCGCGAUCAGGCAAAACAGUCCGCAACUUCCUCGCCUCACUGCCACCAAACGCUCGCUCCACAAUGGCCAUAAGCAUCAAAAUGCUCCCUCAAACACAAGCGCAAGAUCCCGCGACUCUGGCGUUAAAAUUCAAGGAUGGCAAAGAGAUGCAAUUGGAUUUGGAGAAGAUGAAGAUUAAGGAUAUUCAGACCGAGGUUGAUCGCCAUUCGAGAGUGUUGAGACGGGCGGAGGAUUUGGCUGGAAAUUAG
Ramularia collo-cygni is the source of this 300-nucleotide messenger RNA. RefSeq names its product probable mitochondrial ribosomal protein L44. Gene Ontology annotation, cellular component: mitochondrial large ribosomal subunit. The coding region runs from base 1 to 300 and encodes 99 amino acids. The transcript is spliced from 2 exons. The record is from RefSeq and is a predicted model, not a curated record. Gene Ontology annotation, molecular function: structural constituent of ribosome. NCBI's taxonomy places the organism in Eukaryota, Fungi, Ascomycota, Dothideomycetes, Mycosphaerellales, Mycosphaerellaceae.